AUGUUUACCUUUCAGAACUUUGAUGAAGUCUUUGACUUUGAUCCAGAUUGUUCCUAUGAUGAAUAUGCUGUGCGGGAAAUUGAGAACAAUCGUAAGAAGCUUGAAGGGCUGUUCGUGGAUACUUUACUGAAGAAUUUUGAAAUUCGUCGACCUGCUAAGUAUUAUCCUCCGAAAACAAAUAAUGAACUCAGAAAUCUACACAAAGUCAUCAUCGACUCAGCAGGCGAGGCCCAUCACAAAUUAUCAGCUCUAUAUUAUAUAUUGCUCGACUUCGACGCUCCAACCGGACGAAGAGAUUACUCCACAACAUUCGAACAAAAGUCGUUCUUACCUGAGAGUUACAAAAUUUAUAUGAAGGGUCUCUGGCAUUUGGAUCGUCUCGAUUUUGAGUUGGCACUUCAAUAUCUGGCCUAUCCAUCCUUGAUACCGAGUUUUGCGGAUGAAAUAUUAGAGGCCCUGGUAUUACAUUCCUCGGAAGAUCUAGCUAUCCCGUUGGCAUACUAUCAUACUGUGCAGCCAGCCUUGACCUCAUCCAAAGCAACAGAGAGUUUGUUUUCUGCCAUCGCAAGAAUCAGUGUCACAGAAGCCUUCUACUUCUCACGAGGACAGUCGCAAUAUAUGCAAAGACACAUGUUCGAGUUACUCAUUGCAGUUGUUCUCAAGAACUCUCCUCCAGAAACCAUUGCGGAUCGCAGUAUCGAGCUGAUAAAUCUGCCAUUCUCACCAGAAGAAGAAUCUUGGUUCGAGGACUACUUGCUUCGCGGAGAAGGAAGAGCAAUAAGAAAGGGCCGGGAUACAAUCAUGAUGCGACGAAUUGGUACUGGAAAAUUCUCGGAGACCUUAUCACUGAAAGGCAUCGGCGGCAGAUCAAUUGGAGGGUUGGAUUGGGAGCGCUCGUGCCCAUCCAAGGACUCAUUCCUAACAUAUUGUCGUCGAAGACGUAUAAACAAUGGCAGUGUAUUCGAACACUCCGACCAGAAUGCCAAUUACAAUAAGAACGGCUUCAACAAUCGAUAUGCUCCUCUUCAGAAUCAAACUUCCAACCAAUCCAAUUCUCGGAACUAUAAUACACAACGAGGAGGAAAUGAAGCGCAUGUACCUUUUAGUCUCGAUAAAGCAAGUAUAAAGCAAGACCUCUCGACCGACAGACCGCAAUGGAUUCUUUCGGCGUACGGACCUGGGCGUCAUGCGCCAGAGCAGUUGUUCGGUGGACCAGCGCGAGAACAAAGUUUUGAGGAAAUGCGGCUUAUCCACUACAUUGCGGCAGCUUCUGGUAAUGUUCAGCCUGUUAUACAAGAUGCAGAGAGGUUAUGGCAAGAAGCAGAGCAACAAAUACAAAAUGCACUGAAUGACGUGGAUGGCGCCAUAAAUUAUAUUAUCGCCGCCGAUAAUAAACAUCCUAAUAGAAAUGAUUAUUGUCAGCAGAACACCUCCACAGAUCAAACGCCUUGGGUUCAGCGCAACGAUCAGCCUGCUGGAAAUAGUGCUUUUGGUGCACCCAGUCAAACAUUGACAUCAACAUUUGGGCAACCGUCUACUCAAAGCAGUUCUGCAUUUGCACAACCUAUUCAGAAUGUUACAGCCUUUGGACAGCCUUCAAAUCAAAACUCGAGUGCAUUUGGUGGAACUGCUCAAGGCUUCGGAGCUGUGCAGCAAGGUGGAGCAUCGGGUGGUUUUGGUCAGCCAUCAGCUUUGGGCCAAAAGCCCAGUGUUUUUGGUAGUGCUUUUGGGCAGCCCUCACAAUUAGAGCAAGGAGGAGGGGCUUUUGGAAACCCAUCAGCCACGGGGCCGAAAGCAAAUCCAUUUGGUGCACCCUCAAACAGCGGUAUGAAUUGUGAACAGUCAGGUUUCUCUAACUUUGGUGGUACUAGCAAUGCGUUCGGUCAACCCAAUCCAAACCCCUUAGGUAAUGCUUUUAGUUCCGAUACUCUCCGUCCCGGAACUCAGCAAUCACAGAUCAAUCCAAUGUCACAGGACAACAACCCAUUAGCACCUGUUAACUCUUUCGGCCAACCUGCUCUAUCAAACCCAUUUGGCGCUAAUAGCGGAAAUAAUCAAGCAUUCGGUGCUCCGCCGGCGUCGACAAAUCCUUUUGGAGCUCCAAGUCCGCAGCCAACAAAUGUCAUGCAAAAUCAAUUUACAAAUCCUGGAUCACAGACACAGCAGUUUGGAAACAAUCAAAACUUCGAAAAUUUGAACAUGAUCGCUGGCGUUCCCUCUGCGCGGAGGGGCUCCAAUAUGAACACCUUUAGCCCGAAUUUUCGACCACCACCAAAUGCCAAUAUAGUACAGCAUCCUCCACCCGAGAGCUAUAUUAGAACGGGCCAGGGUGGAAGAUUGGAGUUUUUCAACGGACGACCAGUCAUGUAUAAGGAUGGAGAACCAGGGACUAACAUUAACGGCAAGUGGCACAAGAUAUGGUGUCCAAAAGGGUAUACAGGGCCAAACAAAACUACGGAAAUUGAGAACGCGGUUUUUGAUGAACAAACAACUGCUGCCUACUUAGGGGCCAGGCAAACUGGAACGUUCCCAGGAGGUGUUAUGCCUUUGAUACCACCCAAAAGGGAAUGGUGCUUGUUUAACUUUUGA
Messenger RNA from Sclerotinia sclerotiorum 1980 UF-70, 2589 nucleotides. RefSeq lists its product as hypothetical. The record is from RefSeq and is a predicted model, not a curated record. The coding region runs from base 1 to 2589 and encodes 862 amino acids. Lineage: Eukaryota; Fungi; Ascomycota; Leotiomycetes; Helotiales; Sclerotiniaceae. The transcript has 7 exons.